AUGGUAAGCGGUCUUGCAGUACUCAAUCUAAGGAGAAACAACCUUGUUGGCAGCAUUUCUGAUAACUUUCCUGGAAAUUGUAGUUUGGAAACUCUAGACCUCAAUGGAAAUCGGCUAGAAGGCAAGUUUCCAAAAUCUCUAGCCCAGUGCGCCAAGUUAGAGGUUUUGAACCUUGGGAACAAUCAGAUGACAGAUUCAUUUCCCUACUUGUUGAGAAACAUAUCCUCCUUGCGUGUUCUUAUUCUGCGGUCCAACAAUUAUUUUGGGAGAUUUGAUUGUCACAAGACUAAUGGCACCUGGCCAAUGCUUCAAAUUAUUGAUCUUGCUAACAACAGUUUUACUGGAGAUAUUCCAGGAAAUUGUUUGACAACAUGGCGCGCAAUGAUGGUUGAUGGAGAUGCUUCACCAUCAGUUCUGAACCAAGCUAAAUUCCGGGUGUUUCAGUUCAGUGAGCUGUAUUAUCGGGAUGCAUUAACUAUCACCAGCAAAGGUCUAGAGGUGGAGUUGGUAAAGAUUCUCAAUAUCUAUACAUCAGUUGACUUUUCUUGCAACAAAUUCAGUGGAUCGAUACCUAAGGAAAUGGGAGGACUCAUAUCACUCUAUGCUCUCAACUUGUCCAGUAAUACUCUCACUGGUGAAAUUCCAUCAUCAUUGGCUAACUUGAAACAGCUCGAGUCCUUGGACCUCUCAAAGAACAACCUAAGUGGGCAAAUUCCGGAAGAGUUUGCAAAACUUAACUUCCUUUCAUCCGUGAAUCUCUCUUAUAAUCAACUUGUUGGAUUGAUCCCAACCAGUACUCAGUUUUCAACACUUCCAGCAUCUUCAUUUGAAGGUAAUAAAGGUUUAUGGGGGCCUCCAUUGACAGGAGAUAACAGAACUGGGAUGCCACUGCCAACAAAUAACGGAAGUCAUUCACAUGUUAGACAAGAGAUUGAUUGGGAUUUUGUUAGUGCUGAAAUUGGAUUUGUAUCUGGCUUUGGAAUUGCCAUCGGGUCACUUUUGUUCUGCAAGAAAUGGAGGAAAUGGUAUUACAGAGCUAUGUAUAGCAUACUUGUUAAGAUAUUUCCUCAGCUGGAACAAAGAUUGGGUAAUCACAGAAGACAUGUUUACAUCAAUCCGAGGUGGAGAAGCUGA
This is a messenger RNA of Rosa chinensis, 1134 nucleotides long. RefSeq names its product receptor-like protein 33. Lineage: Eukaryota; Viridiplantae; Streptophyta; Magnoliopsida; Rosales; Rosaceae. Bases 1 to 1134 code for a protein of 377 amino acids. Gene Ontology annotation, molecular function: protein binding. The transcript has a single exon. The record is from RefSeq and is a predicted model, not a curated record.